Molecule: messenger RNA, 2331 nt
Organism: Vitis vinifera (wine grape)
Lineage: Eukaryota; Viridiplantae; Streptophyta; Magnoliopsida; Vitales; Vitaceae
Exons: 1
Coding region: 1-2331 (776 amino acids)
Molecular function (GO): zinc ion binding; nucleic acid binding
Source: RefSeq, a predicted model, not a curated record
AUGCCUAGAGGAAGGGACAGAUUAACCACAAGGCCUAAACGGACAACUAGAUCAUCUCCAAUAUCUCAUGGUGAUGUAACUGAGGGAAGACCUGUAAUACAUCCAGUUGCUGGUUCAGAAUGCCAGAAUGUGAGCUUGAUUCGGGAAUUUAAAGCAUUGAAUCCUCCAAGCUUUCGGGGUGGCCCUAAUUUUCUUGAAGCUGAGAAUUGGAUGAAAGAAAUAAAGAAAAUACUGGAUGUAAUGGCAGUGCCUGAGGAAAGGAGAGUUUCUUUAGCUUCCUUCAUGUUGAGGGAUGAAGCAGACAACUGGUGCGAUAUGAUCAAGACUACUCAGGAUGUAACUAAAAUGGUUUGGAUGCAAUUUGAGGAGCUGCUUUUAUCUAAUUACUUUCCAGAGGCCGUUAGAAGACAGAAGAGAGCUGAAUUUAUACACUUGGUUCAAAGGAACAUGACAGUGACUGAAUAUGCAGCAAAAUUUACACAACUAUCUAGAUAUGCUCCAAAUGUGGUUGCAGAUGAACAAAUGCGAGCUGAACAAUUCCAAGAGGGGUUGAGAUUGAACAUUAGAGCACAGGUUGCUCCUUUCAUGCUUCGUACUUACAGUGAGGUUGUGGCAAGGGCUCUUGUUAUAGAAAGGGAAAUGGAGGAAGCUCAAAGGUUGAGAAGCAAAAAUUCUAGGUUUGGUGGUUCAGAAAAACGAGAACAGGAUUUCAAGCGCCUGAAAAUGACUCAUCCCCAACAACAACCCAGAAAACAAGAGCAGUAUAGUGGGGCUACAGAUUCAGCUAAGGGACCAAGGAGAUGUUAUGAAUGUGGUGAGGUGGGACAUCUGAGGAGAGAGUGCCCAAAAUUUCAACGACUUGCAUUCCAGCCAUCUCAACGACAGUUUCAGCAGAUGAACCCACAAAUUCAAGGAAGGCAACCUCAAGGGGAAGGAAACUUUAGACAAGGGAAGCCUGGAGGGAAGCCAGAGCAAGCACAACAAGGGAGAUUUUAUGCAAUAGGGUCACAAAAUGCAGAGUCAAAUGCCUUGGUGGAAGGUAUGCUCUUAUGUUUUAGCACUUGGGCACAUGUUUUAUUUGAUCCAGGAGCUACCCACUCUUUUAUUUCUGCAUCAUUUGCCUCCAUGCUAGACAUAGAAUUUGUUCCUCUACAUUGUUCAUUAUGUGUUGAGACUCCUAUGGGUGGUAAGGUGGAAACCAAGUGGGUAUGUCAUGCUUGUGUACUUUAUAUUGGGGGUCUUGAAGUUACAAUGGAUCUGGUUCUUCUUGAUAUUUCAUCGUUUGAUGUAAUUGUGGGGAUGGAUUGGCUUGCCCGACAUCAUGCUGUGUUAGAUUGUUAUUUGAAGAAAGUAACAUUCCAAACCUCUUCUGGUUCAUAUAUGAGUUUCUAUGGUGAUAGAAGGCUUACAUUCAUUCCUCUAAUUCGAAACCUGGAUGACAAGUGGUCAAGAAAGGAUGGCAGACACUAUUUUCUUUUUAAUCUGAAGGGAGAAGGCAAAAAGAUGACAACUAUAGAUUGUAUUCCAAUGGUUUGUGAAUUUGCUGAUGUUUUUCCUAAAGAAUUGCCAUGUUUACCUCCUCACAGAGAGAUGGAUUUUUCUAUUAAAUUGUAUCCAGGUACAGAUCCAAUAUCAAUAGCUCCAUAUAGGAUGGCUCCAGUUGAACUUAAGGAAUUGAACAUUCAGUUGCAGGAGUUGCAAACUAAAGGGUUUAUUCGGCCUAGUACCUCACCUUGGGGUGCUCCAGUAUUGUUUGUAAAGAAGAAGGAUGGAUCCUUGCGGUUAUGUGUGGAUUACAGAAAAUUGAACAGAGUUAUAGUGAAAAACAAAUAUCCGCUACCUCGGAUUGAUGACUUAUUUGACCAGUUAUGUGGGGCUUGCUAUUUUUCAAAGAUUGAUUUAAGAUCUGGUUAUCAUCAGUUGAGGAUACGAGAAACAGAUAUUCCAAAGACUACAUUUCGUACAAGGUAUGGGCAUUAUGAAUUUGUGGUCAUGCCGUUUGGGUUAACUAAUGCUCCAGCUGCAUUCAUGGACAUGAUGAAUCGUAUCUAUCGGCCUUAUUUGGAUCAUUUUGUGGAUGAUAUUUUGAUAUAUUCUAAGAGUAGAGAAGAGCACGGUCACCAUUUGCAUAUGGCACUUCAAACACUUAGAGAAAACCAGUUAUAUGCCAAAUUGGAGAAAUGUGACUUUUGGCUGCAGGAAAUUCAAUUUUUGGGGCAUAUGGUUUCUCAAGAGGGUAUCUCAGUGGAUCCAACAAAAGUGGAAGCUGUGACAAAGUGGGAAAGACCCAAGUGGAAGUUGAUACAAUGCUUAGUUUGGUUAAUCUUUUGA